This is a messenger RNA of Mycena citricolor, 5687 nucleotides long. The record is from the annotation of a GenBank genome assembly. NCBI's taxonomy places the organism in Eukaryota, Fungi, Basidiomycota, Agaricomycetes, Agaricales, Mycenaceae.
CGGAACCGUAUCGGCGUCGAAGACUUGGGGUGGGCGCGCGUCCGUGCACCAGGGAAGUAGAACGGCUCCGCGCUCUGGCUUGACGCAGCGGUCGGCGAGACCAUGCGUCCCGACGCCUGGGGCGUGGGGGCGCUUCGGACGCUUGCCGCUGCCGUCGGAGACACUGGUUGCGGCGGCAGCGGUGUUUCGGGCACCGCCGCGAUCUCUACAGGAGCGACCUUGGCACUUUUCCUGCGCCCACGAAAUCGGAAGCCCGAAAUGCCGGGACUCGAUGUAGUGCUGGGCCUCAUGCGGGACCUUGAAGAUGGGAAGACGAAGGCUGGCGCUGAAGUGGCAACUCGGCUACUGCUGCUGGACGCAACUGCCGCUGGGGGAUCCGAGUUUCCUGAAGAGGAACCGGAGGAGGAAAUCGACUGCCGCGAAUGCAUCGCCGGAUCCCCUCGGGCUUCAUAUGUGAUUGCGCCGGAUGACUGGGAGACAUGCUGAGGAAAGGAAGACUGGGGGAGGACUGCAAAUGAGGUAGACGGGGAGGAGAACGAACUGGACUGCGGGGUCGGAUACUGGUUGGCUGGAUCAAGCGAAUAGUCCGCCGCCACCAUUCUGGGCGGCGGUGUAUGGUUUGGGUCCAGUGGCAGUGCCCCAGGCACCUGGUGGAAACGAGAUGGGAGGAGCAGAGUCGAAGAAUGUGGAGGAGGAGAAUAGUACGGCGGUUGAGGCAUUUCGGUAGGGUGAGCGAAUCUAGCGUUGGACCAGGAGGGUUCACUAGUCUGGAGGGAAAGCGACGACGAUGAGGCUGGGUAUGGAUAAGGGUAUGCGGUGUCCGUCGACGACUGCCUCGCUCGCUCGGAGUAGUUGGGAGGAUCUGAGAGCGCUUCAGCAGUUUUGGAAUCAGAUAGCGCAGCCCAUCCGGUCUGAACAGCAGGUGCAUUCGGAUACGGUGGCAGUGCCCGUGGGCGUGCACCAGAAGUAGACUGCUGGGUCACCGAACUCGUCGAUGCAAAGUGCUCAUGAUAAGACGGGACCGGUGUCGAGUCACGAUUUGGGUUCGUCGCGCGGAAUGGGAGGAUCUUUUCUCUCGGGGCUCUCUGCUGGGAAUCGUCAGACGGCGCAUGGUACGGGAUGACGUCGCCAGGAACGUCGUAUCCCGAGGGUCGUCGACUCGGUGGGAGCCAUUGCGCGACCUGGUCACGUGCAGGCAUGGGUACGAGAAAGCCUAGGGGCCCUGUCCUUGCAGGCAUGCUCAGGAACGACAAGGAUGAGGAGGAUGGGGCGGGGGAUGAGCUGGAACGGCUUCGUAUCGAUGGGGCAGGCGUGGGAGGGUGCACAGGCCGAGCUGAGCUCGCGAGCUCGUCGGGGUGCGCUUCAGAUGAGUCUACGGCCGUCUCGAGAAGUGGUGCCAAGGACGGCUGGGCAGCUAUCUGUGGCGGUCGCAGCCUUUUACGCCCUGAGGCAGCUCUACUUGACAUUAUCUAUUCCGUAUCAAUUCCCCCAGUCACGCUUAGUCUAUUGUUGGCACUCACAGCCUUCCCGCUGUGUAACAGCAGCUACGCACACACGCGACGCGAGGGUGUGUGAUGCUGGACGACGUGUUGCGGGAGGGGGAGAACAGAGGACUCUAUGGCGAAGUGCGACGCGCGAGGAUUAUAUCCGACAGGUGCAAGAUCCAGUCCCAUUCCCUUUCCCACAGGGCAUGGGCCUGCGAUCCGACUCGCUUCCGACAGCGGCCCCAUGGCUUGUCGCCCAGAAAGUCGACGAGCGAUAACUAGCACCAGAACUUCCAGCAUGUGGCUGAGCUGUGCGCCGAUCAAGUCAAGACGCUCGUAGAAGCAUCAGACGGCGCCCUUCCAACUAUGUUCUCGAUGUCGAAUAUGUCAGACAUCAGCAAACUUUAUGCAUUUAACAAUUCUCGAUAGAUUGUGGCUUCUCCAACUAAGAACCGACAGCAGAACCGACGCCCUGCUUUGCCCUUUGCCUGCGUGUCCAGCCGGAGGCCGCCCGCAGUGACAAUCUACGCUGACGAAAACAUUCGCACUGUCAUUCCUGCGAAGGGUGCGCAUAUUCUAUCGGACUCUGCGAAGUGCCGGGAGAUAUGCUAAAGAGAGAACAAGAGUACGAAAGAGCCAGACGGCCUGAUCCGGUGCCUAUCUCCAGUGCUCAUGUCAGUCACUACAGUACGUCUUGCCAGGCCUUGCCGAUCCAUGGCGGUGGCUUGACUUGCGUUGCGUUGCGUAAGGCUGGAGCCAGAUUGGCAUCGCAUUUUUAGCAACGCUGUGGCCGACUUUGGCUCAGGCUCAGGCUGCUGGAAAAGAAGCCGAUGGCUAUCCGCUCUUGACUUGCAGCAGCUCAAGACUCUAUGCAGAUAUCCGACGAGACAGGACACCGACAACUGACUUGGACGCCGGGCCACCAUCACGGUCCAUGAUAGAUGCAGCAACGCCUGUACGCCGGGUCUUCUGCUGUCCAUCCACACAGCAGCUUAUUUGACGCAUCGGAGGAACGUCUCAACGAUUUCCGUACGUAGAAUAGACGGAGGCGUGGACCAGGCCGUGAUAUCAGCGGCCAGAACUGCGCAGAUAGGCCCGGCUUAGCGCAGAUGGGACGUAUUCGAGGGUUUGGCGAGGGCUUCAGGGACGUAGAAGGGCAUCGGCUUCCAGUUCAUAUCGCCCAGUCGCGCAAGGCAGGAUAGUCCGGAUCCUCGGAUUGGCUAGCGGGUGGCUCCUCGGUGCCCCAGCGACGCUCGUAGUCGUUCCACGGCAAUGAAUAGCAGCAGCUGCACGGGCGAGAUCCAAACUCGGCAAAUACGUAGCGAGGGCGGUACGGGUCUUAUGUGCGUUGACGGGCAGUUGACCGACCGUCCCUGUUAGCGAUCCCACGGCGUGUGAACGAUCGCAUGGCACAUGAUGCGUCCGUCGAGCGAUAGCACUUCCCAAAGCAGCUGCCGAGCGAUAGCACUUCCCAAAGCAGCUGCGGUAUGGAAGCGUACGGACGAAGGGAGGGUUGGAAGGGGCGAGCGGUGUCAUACACAGGUACUGCCCCAGAACGGGCCAGGGCCAGUGAUUGCGCGCCGUGAAAUGCCACCUUGACGCGUCACUUGAUACGCCACAAGUUGGCGACUUGAGGUUCCCAGAAAAGCUCACGGUAGAGGACGGCCCGCUCGUCGCUCUGGAUCUAAUUCGAAUGAAAGGAUGGGGAUGGAGGAAACCACUGUCGCUGACGCACACCGCAUCAUUUUUCUUUGAUCCGAGUUUCUUUCUAUUCAAGUCUCAAACCUGCACAAAACUUGCAUCAUCCACAUGCCUCAUGAUGAUGAACCAGACUACUGUGUCAGAUCCAAUGCACAGUGCUCAUCGGUAUCACGUUCUAGCUCCAGUCGCUCUUGAAGUCGAGGUGACAGGGUCAUACUGGCAUACACCUGGAUGCCCAACAUUCCGAUCCAUGGGCCAUAUGACAUCUCGCGAGUCCCAUCUUUGACGAGCAGCGCACACUCUUCUCGAACCAUCAAGUUCCCAGGCUGAUUGAAGUCCUACACACCUCAUGCUGCGCCAUGGGACAACGCGAGGGAGCCUCCGCAGCGGCAGCGCACCAGUCCGGCGUUCGCGAAGGAUCUCGAACCGUGACAUCUACUGAUGGGUGUGAAAGCUCCCUUGCUUGUUCGGGUAUCUUUCCGCGGCCCUGUUAAGCAGCAGGACGCGAUGCUACAAGAUCGACCUCCCGCACGUCUCGCAUCCUUUCUUCCCCCCAUCUUCUCUUCGUCCAUCCCCCCUUGACAAUGGCGGCCAACAUCUCUUACGAUGCGUGUGAGUAGUAGUAGCAGCAGUAGUAGUAUGCGUAUCGACUGGCACCCGCUCACGCCUGGUGGCAUUCGCGUCUGCAGCAGGGGACCUGGUUUACGCCCAAGACGCGAACACGACAUUCGUUUACAACAUGGGGGACAUCGCAUGGGUGCUUGCCUCUACUGCGCUGGUGUGGAUCAUGGUACCGGGUGUCGGGUUUUUCUAUUCGGGUCUCCUACGACGCAAGAACGCGCUGUCGAUGAUCUACCUCAGCAUGAUGACGAUCGCGGUCGUCUCGUUCCAGUGGUGGCUCUGGGGAUUCUCGCUCACGUUCAGUGAGGGCGCGAAUAUGUUCAUCGGAGACUUGAAACACUUUGCGCUGCGGGAUGUGCUCGAAAAGCCCUCGAUCGGCAGCACCAAGAUACCCUCGAUCGUUUUCUGUGUGUACCAACUCAUGUUUGCUGCAAUUACACCAAUGCUCGCCGUGGGCGGCUUCGCCGAACGAGCUCACCUGGGCCCACUCCUCUUUUUCGUUUUCGCAUGGGCCACGCUCGUCUACGAUCCCAUCGCAUGCUGGACAUGGAACUCCAACGGCUGGUCAUUCAAGCAUGGAUCGUACGACUUUGCCGGCGGCACCCCAGUGCACAUAUCCUCCGGAACGGCCGCCCUCGCGAUCUCGGUCUACCUCGGCAAGCGUCGGGGCUACGGCACCGAGGCGCUAGCGUACAAGCCCCACAACACGACCUAUGUCAUCCUCGGCACGAUCUUCCUGUGGUUUGGCUGGUUUGGGUUCAACGGGGGCAGCGCGUUGUCGGCGAAUCUGCGCGCGGCCAGUGCGUGUAUUGUGACCAACUUGGCAGCCAGUGUCGGUGGAUUGACGUGGAUGGCCUGGGACUACCGUAUCGAGAAGAAGUGGUCUGCGGUCGGGUUCUGCUCCGGUGCUAUUGCCGGCUUGGUGGCCAUCACGCCCGGCUCUGGCUUCGUUGGCUCUCCGGCCUCUGUUCUGUUUGGCUUCAUGGCCGGCACACUAUGCAACUUUGCGACCCAGAUCAAGUUCUUCGCUGGAUACGACGACUCGCUCGAUGUGUUCGCCUCGCACGCUGUCGGCGGCGUCGUCGGAAACAUCCUCACGGCGUUCUUUGCGCAGAAGAGCGUGGCGCAUUACGACGGGUUCACGGACAUUCCCGGUGGAUGGCUCGACAGGCACUAUGUCCAGCUCGCAUGGCAUGUCGCCGACUCCGCAGCCGGUUUGGGAUACUCCUUCGUCAUGACGACGGCGAUCCUGUGGGUGAUGCACUAUAUACCCGGCCUGCGACUGCGCGUCUCCGAAGAAACGGAGGUCCUCGGCAUCGACGAGUCCGACAUGGGCGAGUUUGCGUACGAUUACGUCGGAAUGGAGUCAGAUACACACCCUCUCAUCGGCACACGGGGCGCAGCAACGGCGAUGAACAUGGACCCGAAUGCAGAGAACCAUUAUUUGAAAGAGCGGGGCAGUAACGCCAGCCAUGCGCAGCGAAAUGCGUUCCCUCUGUAACAGAGUCGCGGGGUUAUUGAUAGGUCGACGCACACCACUAGUCCAGUCAAGUAUUUUGGCAAAUGUUUUCUUGGGAGAGCUCAGGAGACUCUGUAAAUUAUUGAAUAUUUUGCGCACCAUGGAUGCGCGACGUAAAGUAGUUCGCGUGCUGAGAUACUCUGUGACAGUCACUACUGCGGGUCUGUGUGCUACGCAGUAACGAUUGUUUGCCCUCCGUGAGCAAUCGAUUGACUCGCACUAAACCUCCUUGACACUCAAGAGUGCGCCAACUUGAACAAGCGAUCGAGUCAGCACUAGGUCCAAAGAACUUCGCUGCAACCGAGCGGAGAUCGUGAGAGCCCGCAGAGGUGUCAUCGGUAAAACUCACGCGGCUGAUCUGC